Sebastes umbrosus (honeycomb rockfish) is the source of this 3686-nucleotide messenger RNA. RefSeq lists its product as uncharacterized. The coding region runs from base 531 to 2930 and encodes 799 amino acids. Lineage: Eukaryota; Metazoa; Chordata; Actinopteri; Perciformes; Sebastidae. The transcript has 17 exons. The record is from RefSeq and is a predicted model, not a curated record. Gene Ontology annotation, molecular function: interleukin-17 receptor activity.
AGUUAAUGUCAUAUCCUCUAAAGGGAUGGAAACACAACCUGUAUGUGUGUGAGAGAGAAAGAAUUAGUGUCUUCACCAUCGCUUCCUGGCAGCUGAUACAAAAGUGAAAGGUGAGUAGGUGUUAUUCAAAAUAAUCUAUAUGAUAUGUGACAAGUCUACAGGUUCCUAUGGGGGUAUCGUUUUCUGUUGGUGCCUCAGGAGAGUAUUACUGGGCUCUGAGUCAACCUUUCUCCUCCUCAUGCUCUCUGUGACUGUGACGAGAGGCGGAGCUGAGGUGGACGAGGAUUGUUCAUGCAAAAAUGUUUUGUUUUGAUCAAACGCCUUCAAGGUUUAGUCAGAUGAGGACUUAGAGAAACAGGCGGGCAGGUUGGAGCAGCAGAGAGUCAGUGCGCUCAGAGGAUCUACUAUUUGUUUUACAAGUUUUCGCUCUUCCCAGCAUUAACCAGCUACAUGGACCAGCGGGGAAAACUGCAGCUUCGUGAUGUCACACGAUAUUUUUGUGACUGUUUCCUAUUUUAAAUGUGUUUUCAAUGUUUAAACGAGGUUUCGGCACCGCGCUGGCACUUCUGGCCGUCGUGGUGUCCCCACUGCUGCUGGAAUGCUCCACAGGAUGUCAGAUGAAGGAAGUUGAUGGAGGAAAUAAAAAUGAUCAUGUUGGGGCAGACUGCCCUGUGAGACUGACCUCAGUCCUGCCUCAGAAGUCUAGGGACAGUUACUCUGAAUUUGUCACUGUCCAUGUCUGGAUGAAGACUGAUGACUUCUGCAAGGCCCCAAAGAUUGAAAUUGUUGUCUGGACCCCUCCCUACACAGAAAAAGAGAUAAUUAGGCCUGUGAGAACAAGGAAAAGACUAAAAAAGUGUGACAAUGAAAUACAACCGGGUGAAACAGAAGUCAGGUGUGUCAGCCGUGUCACGCAACCACGAAGCGAUACCAGAUUUGCUCUGUGGGAGCUGGUACAUAAUUGUGUCAAGGCUGAAGCAGAUGGUGUUGUUUCCGUGUCCUACAGCACAACAUCAACAAACUGCAGUGUCAAUUACACAGUACCAGAUCCCGUACCAGACUUUGAUCUGUCUGUGAACCAGUCGUCUAAAUCCAUCUCUGUCACCGUGGAGCCUGGAGACAAAGUUCACGCCAGAUGGUGUUACCAAAAAGAUGCAGGGCACUGCAGUUCAGACUCCAAACUAAUAACUAUUGAUCCAUCUCAGUCUCGAUCCGCUCUCCUUAACAUCCCCUACCUGCUGCCCUGUGUGUGUGUGGAGGUAUUUUACACCCGCACAGACUCCAAGCGACAAAAGAAGUGCCCUUUUCAAAAUGACAGCCUCACAGAUGUCGGAGAUGUUUGGCUGUCCUCUGAAGUCACGCCGUUCGAGUCAAGUUUGAUGUGGCGCUCCAAGUGCGACCUGAAGGUCUCUGCCUCCCUCUGCUGGAGGCAACACGAACACCUCUGCACACCUGUACUCAACUCCACACUGGAGGAGGAGAACGACGAUGAAACAAGCCUGGUAUAUAACACAUCUGCAGUGGACAAACACCCUCAGAUGUGUGUGCAGUUUUCUCGACAAGGCAGUCAUCACAUCCAUUGCCCCUUCCAGGCUGAUAUGUCUUCAUGGGAGGUGUAUAUUGAACCAGGCAGGCAGAGUGUGUCUUUGUAUCUCACUUCUUUCGUUCCUGCAAAGUUCUCGGCUCAACUCUGUGUCCUUAAUAAGAGAGGAUGUACACCCAUGGGCCAGGUCCACUCAGUGACAAUGGAAGAGAAUACUGCUGAGACGAGGAUAAAUGUGCCUCUUCAUUUUCAUGCUGGGAAGCCGUGUGUGCAGGUGUGGCAGUCGGAUCCUGCUCUUCGUGGUAGAAGAAUUCUGUGUCCGGACUACACGCACAACAGAUGUGGCAUGUAUGCUGUGGCAGCUUUGAUAUUAGUGGCUAUUGUUGCAUCGCUGGGAAUUCUCAUUCACCGUCUCACCAAGAGUGGAGCUGCAGGUUGGCUCUGUAUCCAGGAGCCAGUCUUGCUGGUGUGCUCAUCAGAGCAGUCAGCCCACGUCUCUGCCGUGUGUGCAUUAGCCUCAAUCCUACAGGGGGAACUAAGUGCCAAAGUGCACAUGGCAUUGUGGGCCCAAAGCUCACAAAAGCAGGCUGGGACCGGGACCGGGACCGGAGUGGCAGAUCUGGGUCCACUCCCCUGGCUGUACGGGCAGUGGGAAGCCGUGCGUAAGGCACAAGGAAAAGUGUUGAUUAUUUGGAGCCCUGGAGCCACAAAUACCUAUGAGAAGUGGAAGGAGGAGAGGGCAAAGAUUGAUGAGAAUGAGAGAAAAAUGGACGAUUACAGCAAAGCAGAGGUGAGACAUGAGAAAAUAAGAGUAGAGAUUGAAGAGGUUUUGAAACCAAAUGGAAGAAAACACAAAAAAGAGAAAGCUGCAGGAAAAAAAGGUGUAAAAUUAUGUGAUGAUAAAGACUGGUACACCCAGAGGGAGCCCUCUACAGUGAUCGCACCAGUGUUUACGGCUGCUCUGGCCUGCCUAGAGGGGGCGCUGCAGGAGGACAAAGGUCAAGGAGUGGCCCUUGUCUACUUCCAGGGUCUUUGCCACAGCAGGGACAUCCCAAAGGCCUUCAGAGGUGUCCCUCGGUACUGCUUACCGCAGGAUUUCCGGGGUUUGAUACAGGAGCUGGGAGGGAUGAGAAGACAGACAAAAACUGGUAAAUUCAGGUGGCACUGCUGGCCCAGGCUCCUGUCUAAAGUGCUGUCAAUAUGGCUAGCACGGCAGCUAGCCCAAAGACUACAGAAACUGCUGCCUCAGACGAAAGGAAAGAAAAUGCAAGAGCUGAGCGUCACACCUUCAGCAAACAUGAUGUCUGAUAAAAGCAGGUUCAAGUUGCCACUGGCAGCCAACAUGGCCAGGCUAGGAACUGUACAAGAGCAUGAGCCUCUCCACUAGUCGCCAUGGUGAGCAGUGAAACUUGAAUCUCAAGUUUCACCUGUCUGAUGGGGACAGACUUUUGUUCUGCUGGAAACAUGAUACAUGAGAUACGGGAGCCGGUGUUCCAUUGUGAGCGCCUCAGAGCCAAACGCUCUGUAAGAACUUUUCAUUACUUGACAACCCAUCAUGUGAAAAACGGCACCACUUGUUUUGCAUAUUAAGAAUAGGUAAAUACUCUGUCCUGUCCGCAUUUAGCCUCUAAAAGAGGCUCUUUAUGUUGCUUUCGUGUAUGAGCCAUAGUGAACACCUGUCUUAUCUACUGUAUGCAAAUAUGCUAACCACUAUGAAAAUCUGUUUGCAAAUUAUACCUCACUCUUCAUGAUGCAUUUAAUGUUUGAAAAUAUUGCAACAGCAGAGGUGACCAGCUUUAUGACUGCAGAAUACAGGAACAAGCACAUUUACUUAGGAUUUUCUAAACAGGGACGUUGAGCCAGACCUGUCCCAGGAUCGCCAGUGUUAGAGUGCAACAGGUGGAAAGAUGAAGUGACUUGUAUUGAAGUGUGCUCGACCAUUUGGCAGUUAAUUCAUGUGGUCAUGUACUACUACUGUUGCCUUUAGUAUGGGAAACUUAUUAUUUAAGAAGACGUAUUCUGCUUAUUUUCAGGUGCAUACUUGUAUUUUGGGUUUCUACUACAUGUUCACAUGAUUUAAUGUUAAAAAAACUGUUUACUUUUCUCAUACCGGCUGUGCUGCAGCACCUUUUAUCACCCUCUG